AUGACUAGUUGGAAUGAUAAAGCAGGAAAUGUCAUUCGAGAAGUUUUAUCACUGCUCACAGGAGGAGUGUUGCUGGUCUUUGUCUACCUCUUCGGAAGGAUCAAUUGUGUUGAACAAAGAAUUAGGUUGUCUCUGGCUGGUAUCAUCAUGGUUGGAAUGUCCAUUGCGUUCUCAUUUAGAUUGUCCAGUGCUGUAGGAUUGGAGUAUGGACCGCUACAUUCUAUUUUGCCUUUUUUUCUGCUGGGUAUUGGAGUAGAUAACAUGUUUGUGGUUGUUGGGUCCUACAAGAGACUCAGUCACAGUGAACUCAGCUUACCCUUGAACCAGAGGAUAGGGAAGUUGUUACGGCCUGCAGGUGUGUACGUUCUUGUGACGUCAGUGACUGACAUUUUGGUUUUUGGAGUUGGUGGUACAACAAUUAUGGUGGUGGUGAUAACUCUGGGUUUGCUAGGACUGAACAUUUGGGGAUUAUAUAGCCUUAAACAGGACUACAAGGAAAACUGGUUCUCUCCUACUGACUCCUACGCUUAUGAAUUCAACGAAAUGAAAGACAAAUAUUUCCCCAAAAGAGGAGCCUUAGGGGGCGUCUACUGCAAGAACAUCGAUUACCUUAACUCGAAGACGAAAUUUGAAACUUUGUACAACCGAACGAUUAACAACCAGUAUAUAGCAACUGGUUCAGUUGACAGUUGGUUCAAAUCUUACACAGACUGGUUGGAAACAAAUCCGGCAGCAACUGCUGGCAAAGUGACAAACAACUAUCCAAAUACAGAAGCAGACUUUGCAGAUCUCUUGCAAACCUUUCUGAACAAUGAGACUAAUGGAAAACGGCAUCUAAGAGAGGUGGUUUUCCAAAACAACUCUGGAAUUCUGGAUAUCACGACAACGUACGUUUCAUAUCAACACAAGAUAUUUGAUACUGUUGCAGAAGAAAUUGUGGCAAUGGAUGCUAUGGUGGAAUUAGUGAGAGGGAUUUUUCCUGAGACAGAAUGCUCUCCGUAUUCCAGAAAGUAUCUAGAAUGGGAGGCUAACAAAGUGAUUAAGCGUGAGUGAUUGAGAAACGUGAGCCUGGCUUCAGUGUGUGUAUUUGUAGUCACUCUGGUCCUGAUAGACAAUCUUUGGACCAGUCUCGUAGUCGUUACCUGUGUCAUCAUGACUCUGCAGGAUAUUGUUCGUAAAGACUGUAAGAUUGCUUCUGAUGUAGGUGGAUGUGGCUGGCAUUAUGCACCUUUGGGGCAUGUACAUCAACAUUAUGUCCAAUACUAAUCUCGUCAUUGCCAUUGGAAUGGCUGUGGAUUACUCAGCACACAUCGGCCAUUGCUUCAUGACAGUUGCAGGAGACAAAAAUGAUAAUGAGUUGGAGCAAAAUCCAUUCAGAAGUAUAACGAUAAUCGGCAGCCCACCAAACCUGUUGCAUCCGCCCAUCAGCAUGAAAGCAAUAACAGUUGUCGACAGCCCACCAAACCUGUUGCAUCCGCCCAUCAGCAUGAAAGCAAUAACAGUUAUCGGCAGCCCACCAAACCUGUUGUAUCCGCCCAUCAGCAUGAAAGCAAUAACAGUUAUCGGCAGCCCACCAAACCUGUUGUAUCCGCCCAUCAGCAUGAAAGCAACAGGGAUAAUGAGUUAGAGCAAAAUCCACUCAGAAGUAUAACGAUAAUCGGCAGCCCACCAAACCUGUUGCAUCCGCCCAUCAGCAUGAAAGCAAUAACAGUUGUCGACAGCCCACCAAACCUGUUGCAUCCGCCCAUCAGCAUGAAAGCAAUAACAGUUAUCGGCAGCCCACCAAACCUGUUGUAUCCGCCCAUCAACAUGAAAGCAAUAACAGUUAUCGGCAGCCCACCAAACCUGUUGUAUCCGCCCAUCAGCAUGAAAGCAACAGGGGUAUGUUACAACCUUGCUCGAACAAGCGAAUCCAUAAUUACGGAUUAUUUGUCUCUUGAGAGUCUGCAGCAUCUAAAAGUCUUCCGACAGCUGUGUACCUCAACACAAGAUGUCCGGUCGGGUAGCGGCUAACGCACAUACUUCUCACCGCUGCGACCCGAUCCCCGUGAUCAGCAGUGGUUGCCCACUCGGGUUUCCUCCCACAAAAUGACCCCCUAGCGCCAACAUCCGUGCAAGUCGAUAAAUAGCUAGUAUAUGGCUGAUGUUUAUUGUUGUUUGCAUGUCCGACUUUUGAUUAUUAUUUACUAAGGAAACUGUACACUACAACAGGUCGCUACAUUAUACAUUGUUUAUGUUAAAUUCACACCCAGCAUUAAUUCGGAGACGUUGGAUUUAAGAUGGCGGUACUUUCAUCCAUGUCAGAUUUGUAGCUGUAUGUACCGAUAUGGCCACUGGUUUCCCGGUGUCUAUUGGUAUGCGAGUUGUCUCCCCCGACCUUUAACACAAAUCGUGGUCCCAUUUAUUCCACCAUAUUGUGCAUUGUACUUCUGGUAUUUCUAAAUAAAAUUGUAAAA
Messenger RNA from Ostrea edulis (European flat oyster), 2456 nucleotides. RefSeq lists its product as uncharacterized. Gene Ontology annotation, cellular component: membrane. Lineage: Eukaryota; Metazoa; Mollusca; Bivalvia; Ostreida; Ostreidae. The transcript is spliced from 12 exons. The coding region runs from base 1 to 1053 and encodes 350 amino acids. The record is from RefSeq and is a predicted model, not a curated record.